AUGAAGGGUGGUAAAGGAAGAGAUUUGGAAUGCCAGAAGACUAAGGUUGGGAAGGAAAGUAAUGGGAAUAGUGUAGAGAAGGAAAUUCCUUCUUGUUGUUUGAAAGCCAAUGCUUCAGCUCCUGAGGAUGAGGCAAAGUGCCAUUCCACUGUUGUAUCUGGAUGGUUCUCAGAAUGUCAUGGGAAAGGUCUUUUUUUCAACAAUCCAAUGUGGCCAGGAGAAGCGCAUUCGAUCAAAGUAGAAAAAAUCUUGUACAAAGAAAAAUCUGAGUUCCAAGAGGUCUUGGUUUUUGAGUCAUCAGCAUAUGGGAAAGUGCUUGUACUUGAUGGGAUUGUUCAGUUGACCGAUAAGGAUGAAUGUGCUUAUCAGGAAAUGAUAGCUCAUCUCCCGCUUUGUUCAAUUCUGUCCCCCAAAACAGUUUUAGUUGUUGGUGGUGGAGAUGGUGGUGUUCUAAGGGAAGUAUGCCGCCACAGUUCCGUGAAUCAUGUUGAUAUUUGUGAGAUAGAUGAGAUGGUUAUUGAUGUUUCUAGGAAGUUUUUUCCAGAGUUGGCUGUUGGAUUUGAAGAUCCUCGAGUACAUCUGCAUGUUGGUGAUGCUAUUGACUUUCUUCAAUGUGCUCCUGAAGGGAAGUAUGAUGCCAUAAUUGUUGAUUCCUCAGAUCCUGUGGGUCCUGCUCAGGAACUUGUGGAGAAGCCAUUUUUUAAGACAAUAGCUAAGGCGUUAAGGCCUGGUGGAGUACUGUGUAAUAUGGCAGAAAGUAUGUGGCUUCAUACGCACCUUAUUCAGGAUAUGAUCUCCAUUUGUCAAGAAACAUUCAGUGGUUCAGUACGUUAUGCAUGGGCAAGUGUUCCAACAUAUCCAAGCGGUGUGAUAGGUUUUAUUCUAUGCUCAACAGAGGGGCCACCUGUCGAUUUUGUAAACCCCAUCAACCCUAUUGAAAAAGUGGAAGGUGCUGCUAAGCAUAGAAGAGAACUUAGGUUCUAUAACUCACAGAUGCACAAAGCAGCAUUUGCGUUGCCAGCAUUUCUGAAGUGGGAAGUGAGCUGCACCGCACGUUUGCAUGAUGUAGGCCCUCAUUAGUCAAUUUUGACUUUAUAGUAAGGGUUUUAUAAUUCUCAAGUUACAUGAGAAUUAAAAUCUCAUGUCGUAGAGACAAAAAAAUAUGUGAGAAUCAUAUAUUAGAAAAAAUUACGUGUAGGACUUACGUCAGCACAGAAAUUGAAGGGCGUAUAGAAAAAUUUCAAUUCUCAUGUUGAACAAGAAUUAUAAAACCCCUACAGUAAUUAG
Molecule: messenger RNA, 1287 nt
Organism: Gastrolobium bilobum
Lineage: Eukaryota; Viridiplantae; Streptophyta; Magnoliopsida; Fabales; Fabaceae
Product: spermine synthase-like
Exons: 10
Coding region: 1-1080 (359 amino acids)
Biological process (GO): spermidine biosynthetic process
Cellular component (GO): cytosol
Molecular function (GO): spermidine synthase activity
Source: RefSeq, a predicted model, not a curated record